Messenger RNA from Talpa occidentalis (Iberian mole), 3695 nucleotides. Its product is annotated as serine/threonine-protein kinase MARK2-like. The record is from RefSeq and is a predicted model, not a curated record. NCBI's taxonomy places the organism in Eukaryota, Metazoa, Chordata, Mammalia, Eulipotyphla, Talpidae. The transcript has 2 exons. The coding region runs from base 1400 to 2038 and encodes 212 amino acids.
UUUUUUGUUUUUUUCUUUUUUUCAUUUUUCUUUUAAUUUUUUUGUUUCAGUUUUUAGUUUUUGAUUUUUAUUUUUCGUGUGCUCUCCCCCAUUUUCCCUUCUGUUGUUAUUUUGUUGUUUGUUUUUUUUCCCCCUUUGUUUUAUAUUUUAGUUUUUAGUUUCUAAUUGUUGAUUGUUCUGUUGUUUGUCCUAUUUGUCUUUGUUAUUGUUCUAUAUUUUAUUCUUAAAUUUAGUGGUUAGUUUGUAAUUGGUUUGUUUUCAUCAUAUUUUUACAUUUUUAUAUCAUUUGUAAUUUUUUGUUUGUAUUUUCAUUUAUUUUUAGUGCAGUUAGUAUUUGUAUAGCUAGUAAGUUUAGUGAAGUUCGUAUUGCUGGUAGAGUUAAGUUAGUUAAGAGUUAGAGUUAAGUUAGUUAUUGUUGGUAUUUAGUGAGCUUAGUGAAUACUUUUUGAGUGCUAUUAAUAUUAGAUUAGUAGUACAUUUCAUGAUAUCAUAGAGUUAGUUGUCAGCGGAGGUAGUGCAAGGGCUGUGCGCACAGUCAGGGCUUGUGAGCGUAGUCAGCACAGUUCAAGUCCAAGCUCGCUAUGUCUAAGCGCCUCACUCCCCAGGGACGUGAAGCAAAAAUGUACCUGGUGCUGCGGGACCUCGGGCGGGGCGCCCACGCCCAGGUGAAGCUGGCGCUGCACGUGCUCACCGGCCCCAAGGUGCUCAUCACCGACGUCCGCAAGUCCAAGCUGCCCGACCUCGGGCUCCUGGCCCACGAGAUGGGUGCAUGAAGGUCCUUCACCACCCGAACAUCGUCGAACUGCUCCAGGUGGUGGACACCAGGGAGGAGCUGCAGCUCGUGAUGGAGUGCGUGGAGGGGGAAGACCUGCGGGAACACCUGAGCGAGCGUGGGUGCCUGGUGGAGGCAGAGGCCCGCCAGCUCUUUCGGCAGAUCCUCUCGUCCCUCAGCUGCUGCCACGCCAGAGGCAUAGCCCACCGCGAUGUGAAGCCCGAGAACAUUCUGCUGACCCGAGAGGGAGUCCAGGGCUUCCACAAGGCGCUGAGCUCGUGCUGCUGUCGCCCGGAGUACAGGGCCCCCGAGGUCUACCUUCGCCGGCGCUACAAAGGCUCCAAGGUGGACGUGUGGAGCCGGGCGUCGCGCUCUUGCAGAUGGUGACCGGCACAGUGGCCUUCAGGGGGCCAGCCCCGCGGAGAUCAGGGGCCGCGUCCUGGCCGGGAACGUCCACCUGCCCUCCGACCUCUCGGUCGAGUGCCGGGACCUACUAAGGAAAAUGCUGGCACGGGACCCGCGGAGACGCAGCUCCCUGGAGAGCAUCAAGCAGCACCCCUGGGUGGAAGGACUCCUGCCCUUCCGCGAGCCGUCCCUCGGCCACCAGGACCCCGCAUCAUAAAAGCCAUGGAGCGCCUGGGCUACCAGUGCCAGGAUAUUCAAGAGGCCAUUGAGGGGAGAAGGUACAAUGAAGUGAUGGGCACGUACCUGAUCCUCCGCUGCAGGAAGCAGGAGGGGGAAGAGGACCAGGAGGAGGAAGAGCGGCCAAGGCGCGUCACCUUCCGUGAGCCCUUCCCCCAUGGUGACCCCGAUUCCGAGGACGGCCCCCCGCGGCCUGAGGUUGCGGGGAAUACCCGAAGGCCAAGUAUCCUGAGACAGCGGGGGGUCCAGCAGAGGGAAAAGGCUGCCACCCCGGGAAACAGAGUCCCUGGGCUGGAGGACGCCCAGGCGCACACCACCACCUCCGGGCCAGGCCCCCUGCAGGAGGACGCCCCCGAGAAGACCAGACCCUCGGAGCUAGGCCCUGUGCAGGAGGACGCCUGGGAGGAGAGAAGCACCUCCGUGGCAGGACCCCAACUGGAGGGCGCCGGGGAGCACAACACACAAGUCCAGCUCCCCGGACCUCCAGCACCACCCUGCAACCUCCCCCAAGACGUGGCUGGCGCUGGACCAGUUCAGUGGCCCCUUCAGACACGGUCAGCCAGAUUCAAAAUAGCUGCCGUGCAAGCUCAGGUGUUUCCAGACAAGGGGGAGGGCCAGAGCUAGGAGAAUAAUUAACAGAAUAGUCAAAUUUUGUUGCUGCUGCCCAGCAUUCCGACAGGAAAGCAGCAAAGACUGAGGACCACCACACCCGGCAGAAGGCCUACCCCCACCCCCCAAAGCACAAUCACUCUGUGGCCAUGAUGAACAGGAGCACACCGGGAAGGGUGAGGCUUUGGAGAGGCUCAGGGGCUGGGCCCAGUCAGAGGGGCCAGGAGCAGCAUGAGACGCUCAGGACCGCAGCACAGAAGUCUGGGUGGCACCGAUGUCCCUGGAGCAGAGCAGGUGGCUGUGGCCUCUGGCUCUGACUCCACAGAGAGCCACUGUGGUGGCACCGGCAGAGCCUACAUAAGCCCUGCCUGGACUGCGGCUGUGUCCUUAGGAGCCAGGAAGCUUUGGGACAGUGAUCUGUGGACUUGGACAGAGAGUGAAAAUAAAUAAUAUAAUCCAAUUUUGCAAAGAUUUUGUGAGCUCAAAGAAAGAGAAUCAGAGCAGGAGUGCUAGGAAAUGUGACAAGCCCCGUACUCACGAGAGGAAUGAUUAUGAGUUGCCAGCAAGCCCUCUCCAGGUUUGCUGUAAUCAGUGGGCUGAUUUGAAGGUCAUGUUUAAAUCUGAGUUCCUCCACCAUCCCCUCUCUCUACCUUCCCAACACUGUCCUCUCCACAGUUCAGACCCUGUCCACAUUUCCAGGACUUUAGGUGCCUGUGUCAGUGAACAUCAGACACCCUGAUCUCUGACCAGAAUGCCAUUCAAAUUUCCAAGAUGACUAAAUGGUCUCUGAGAUAGUUGAUGACACAGAAGACUGGGGUGAACUAAGGUGACCUCACCUAGCCUAAAAUAUCUGUCAGCUAAUGGAAUAACUCAAGGAGAUGUAGAGUCCCUAAUGCAUCCCAACGAAAUCUGACUGGAGGCUUCCAUUGGCACGCCCAUAUUUUCUUCCCUUCUGAGUGAUAAGUCGAUGUCUUAGAAAUUCUAGCUACUUUGUUUUGUUAGUGGAAGGUGGGGCUGUCUUGCUUUUUUCUUGGUCUCAGCUCUUGGUUGAAAUUUUAGGAGAAUCCAGAACGGGAAAGAGGCAGGUUUCUGGCCCAGAGUAAGUGAGGGUUCUCUAAGGAGGCUUAGCAGGGAAGUGAAGGGUAUGAGGGAGCUGUAGGAACCUGCCCCCUGACAGGCUCUUAAGAAAAAGAGGCAGCAACACAUGACCCCCAUGAACUCAGUGUCAAAAUGCUAACCUAGCUUGAGAUGAUGCACGAGGAUUUCCCAGCCUGGCAUGGCCCAGACUUAGCGCCAUGUGUGCUGGAAGGACAUGGAGGGACAAGAAGAAAUGACCUUUUCAGCUGUAAAGUUGGCCCAAAGGUCAAGGACUGACAGGGAAGAUGACUGCCUCAGUGGAGAGCAAUGUGGACAGAGGGGCACUAAAGCCCCACUCUGGGACUUUCUACAUCUUCUCGUUUUCAGCGAUGCUCUAGAGGAAGGGAGGGUACAGAUGAGAGAGUUUCCAUCCAGCUGGCAAAGUAGGAUCAGGAAACAAAAGAUCCGUUAUGGACAAAUAAAGUUGAAAUCUUACCCACUUGGGCUGCAAACUGAGAAUCAUUCAGGGUAAAAGAAGUGGACUUUCCCAGCUUUUCUCCCUAGAUACCUAGCUAGCUAGCUAGCUAGCUAGCUA